Messenger RNA from Juglans regia (Persian walnut), 2112 nucleotides. Its product is annotated as tRNA(His) guanylyltransferase 1-like. Gene Ontology annotation, biological process: tRNA modification. Gene Ontology annotation, molecular function: magnesium ion binding; tRNA guanylyltransferase activity. The transcript is spliced from 13 exons. Bases 106 to 1707 code for a protein of 533 amino acids. NCBI's taxonomy places the organism in Eukaryota, Viridiplantae, Streptophyta, Magnoliopsida, Fagales, Juglandaceae. The record is from RefSeq and is a predicted model, not a curated record.
CGCAACUGGUGUUUGAUCAUUGUUCUGUGAGACUAGCCAGAAAGAAGGCUUUCCUUUCUUUUUUUACCCCUUUUUCUUUUUGUCUGUUUUUCUUUUGGAGUUGUGAUGGCAAACAGCAAGUACGAGUAUGUGAAGUCAUUCGAGGUUGAAGACGAGGUCAUGCUGCCCAAUUUGAUCGUUGUUCGAAUCGAUGGCCGCGAUUUUCGAAGGUUUUCGGAAGUUCAUGAGUUUGAAAAGCCAGAUGAUGAAAGAGCUUUGAAUUUGAUGAACUCGUGUGCAACUGCCAUUUUGGAGGAGUAUCCUGACAUAGCGUUCUCCUAUGGAUUCAGUGAUGAGUACAGUUUUGUUUUCAAGAAGACAUCCAAGUUCUACCAGCGGCGAGCCAGCAAGCUACUAUCUCUCAUUGUCUCCUUAUUCUCCUCUGUAUAUGUCACCAAAUGGAAAGAAUUCUUCCCUGAGAAGGAGUUGAAAUAUCCCCCAUCAUAUCAUUCGCGUGUAAUCAGUUGUGCAUCAAUAGAAGUUCUUCAAGCAUAUCUUGCAUGGAGACAAAACGAUUGUCAUCUCAAUAACCUGCAUGACACUUGUCUCUGGAUGUUGGUUAAAGGUGGAGAGACUGAAAAUAAAGCACGCGAGUUUUUAAAGGGCACCCAAAAACAACAGAAAAAUGAGUUGCUUUUUCAAAAGUUCCACAUCAAUUACAAGAACCUUCCUGCCAUGUACCGUCAAGGAUCUUGCAUUUUCAAAACAAAGGUGGAAGAAAAUGUCAAGUGCAAUGUGAAUGGUGCACCUGUUAAAAGACUUAGGAGAAAGGCUAGAAUUGUCCAUGCCGAGAAUAUAGCUGGAAGAAGUUUUUGGAAUGAACAUCCAAGUCUUCUGAAGGAGGUGGGUGGUUUUACGGAGGAUGUGGACAAAAUAAAACUGGAGUAUGUUAGGUUCUUCCAAUUUGAGAACAAAUUGAUGCCAUCAACAUGGAUUGUAAUUAGAAUUGAUGGCUGCCAUUUUCACAGAUUUUCUGAAGUUCAUCAAUUUGAGAAGCCGAACGACAAACAAGCUCUGAACCUUAUGAAUUCAUGUGCAGUGGCUGUGUUACAAGAGAUUCCAGAUAUAAUAUUUGCCUAUGGUGUCAGUGACGAGUACAGCUUCGUUUUUAAGAAGGAUUCUCAUUUCUAUCAACGUCAAGCAAGUGAAAUAGUGUCUGUCACUGUAUCAUUCUUCUCUUCCAUGUACAUAAUGAAAUGGAAAGAAUUCUUUCCACUGAAAGAAUUGAAGUACCCUCCUUCUUUUGAUGGACGUGCAGUAUGCUAUCCAUCAGAUGAGAUUCUUCGAGACUAUCUAGCAUGGAGACAAGUUGAUUGCCACAUCAAUAAUCAGUAUAAUACUUGUUUCUGGAUGCUUGUAAACAAGAAAGGAAAAAGCAAAAGUGAAGCUCAAGAUUAUCUGAAGGGGACUCAAGCAAGAGAGAAAAAUGAACUACUUAUCAAGGAAUUCUAUAUUGAGUACAAUGAAUUAGAACCCAUGUUCCGCCAAGGUUCCUUGGCUUUCUGGGAGAAGUUUUGUAUGCAGGAAGACAUAACUUUAGCGGAUGAGAAUGGAUCAUCCCUUGCAAAUUCUCGCAAUAAAGUUACUGUAGAACAUUGCGACAUAAUCAAGCCAAACUUUUGGGAAGCACACUCGAGCAUCCUUGGUGAGAUGGUACCAAAACUUUGAAGUGUUUGGUUCACAGUUUUCUUACCAACACGAAUCUCCUGAAAAAGUUCCCUUGCCAUUAUCUUUUAUUCCCAGUACUUGCGAGGUUGCCAUGCAUCCGCUUUUCUAUGUUCUGGGAAAGUUGGAAGUUGACAAUAUCGCUGAUAGAAACUUCUCAUACGCAGUUGGGCAACGUGAUGAUGUGUGGUUUUAAGUUGUAAGAGCUUGGACGUCUGAGGAGAUGGUACCUGGAUAUAUUUUUACUGAUAGUUUAGACAUCUGUGAUUACCAUCUGGCAUCUGGCUACUCAAUUUUGUAGAUACACUGGUGCAGACUUAUUUAUUUUGAUGGAUUACAACCAUCCAAACUUCAUUAUGUAUUGUGAAGUGCUCACUCUUAACUUCAUUUUUAUUAUGCAAAUCUCAA